AUGGCUCCUAUCGAGAUUGAACAGGUUACGGCCAUCGACCACGCCGCCCAGCAGGGGGCGACGCAGUGCAACACCCCGGCCGUCUCUGGACAGACGGACCUCCCCUCUGGCUUCCCGAGUCGUUUGGACUCUGCCAUGAGCUGGGCGGGCAGCCAGUACCCGGACCCGAGUUCCUACGCCACGAUCCUGGAGGCCGAGGACCUGAAGGAGCUUGACGAUGGGCUGGAGCACUUCCUAAGCCUCGGACUCGCCGGCGACUUGGUUAGCAAGUCUAACUUCCCUCUCCAGAAGCUUUCAAAGAAGCUCGAGGCCAUGCAGCAUCACGUCUACAACGGCCGCGGAUUUGCACUCCUGCGCGGCUUUGAGGUGGACAAGUACUCGGUGGAAGAUUUUACAACCAUCUUCCUCGGUGUCCAGUGCCAUAUCGGGAACAAAUUCGGUCGCCAGGAUGACAACGGAAACAUGCUGGUCCAUAUUAUCGCCGACAACUCGUCGCCCAUCAAGGCCCAUCACCAUCGUCACUCUACCGCGCCCAUUACUUUCCACAAUGAGGAGGCCGGCGACGUCAUUAGCUGGCUCACACGCAACACUGCUGCCUCUGGCGGCAAGUGCAUCAUUGCUUCUGCCCACACCAUCUACAACGUCCUUGCCGCGACCCGUCCCGACCUGAUCCGCGUGCUCGCCCGCUCUGACUGGCCCUUUGCCCUGCCCAGGUUCCACUGCCGCCCGGUGCUGCAGCAUCACGACGGCAAGGUCAUCUUCAACUUUGGCCGCGCCGCACUCAUGGGCAGCGCCAGCCACCCGCGCCCCGCGUCGCUGCCGAAGCUGACCCCGAUCCAGGUCGAGGCCCUCGACGCCAUCGAGGCCAUCGCCUGCGAGACGCAGCUCGAGAUGCAGACCGCCCCUGGCGACAUCCACUUCAUCAACAACUUUGCCGUGCUGCACCGCCGCGAGGGCUUCGUCGACGGCGAGGCGACCCGCCGCCACCUGGUCCGCAUGCGCCUCCGCGACGACGAGCUCGGCUGGGCCAUCCCUGAGGAGCUCAAGGCCGAGUGGGACGAGACGUUUAGCGACAAGGGCCAGAAGCUGUGGUUCAUCGACCCCAUGCCGCCCGGCUUCUUUCCCCUGCGUAAGGUGCCCAACUAG
Molecule: messenger RNA, 1146 nt
Organism: Cordyceps fumosorosea ARSEF 2679
Lineage: Eukaryota; Fungi; Ascomycota; Sordariomycetes; Hypocreales; Cordycipitaceae
Product: TfdA family oxidoreductase
Exons: 5
Coding region: 1-1146 (381 amino acids)
Molecular function (GO): oxidoreductase activity
Source: RefSeq, a predicted model, not a curated record